AUGAAGGCAUCGCAUACGCAGGCCCGACGACUUGUGCUACUGGCUUCACUUGCAUACGGCAGGCCGACUUGCAUCCCGGCAAGCCCUGUCACCACCACGACCACGACGAAGCCCGCUACCACCACUCGGCCUUCGACAACCAUAACUUCCACGCGUUCUGCGCAGUCUUCUCUCUGCACUCUCUACGCAUAUGCCUCUGUGAACGGCUAUGACCUACUUAACAACCUCUGGGGUCAGGACGACGCGGACUCGGGCUCUCAGUGCACCUACUACUACGGUCCUGCGUCUAGCGGCGGCCUCUCCUGGGGUACGACCUGGACGUGGAAAGGAGCACCCAACAACGUCAAGAGCUAUGCUUACGCAAACCGUCAAUUCACUCGUCGUCUCCUUAACAGCAUAAAGGGGCUUCCGACCACAGCUCAGUGGAGCUACAGCAAGGCCGACAUACGGGCGAACGUGGCUUACGAUUUCUUCACACACCCAGACCCCAAUCAUCCCAACUAUAACGGGGAAUACGAAGUGAUGAUAUGGCUGAAUAAAUACGGAGAUAUCUGGCCCAUCACAGAGAGCCCUUCAGGCACGCCCAUCGCGCAGGUUCAGCUAGCCGGUUACACCUGGGAUCUGUACUUUGGAUACAACGAAGCAAUGAAAGUGUUCAGCUUCUUGUCGGCCUCGGGACCUAUCUAUAACUUCAGCGCUGACGCCAUGGUCUUCUUCAAUCACUUGGCCAGCAAUUACGCCUUUCCUCUGAGUAACCAGUAUCUCCUGAUCGACCAGUUUGGAACAGAGGCUUUCACCGGCCAAGACGCAACUUUCUACGUAUCAAGGUUCCAGGCCGAGGUCAUUGCAUGA
Molecule: messenger RNA, 852 nt
Organism: Colletotrichum higginsianum IMI 349063
Lineage: Eukaryota; Fungi; Ascomycota; Sordariomycetes; Glomerellales; Glomerellaceae
Product: Endoglucanase-1
Exons: 4
Coding region: 1-852 (283 amino acids)
Biological process (GO): polysaccharide catabolic process
Molecular function (GO): cellulase activity
Source: RefSeq, a predicted model, not a curated record